GAUGAAGGUGAUUCCAGAGGUGAUCAAGAUGACGGAGACGAUUCGGGAGGUGACGAAGGUGACUCUGAAGGUGAUGGAGACGGUUCGGAAAGCGAUGAAGGUGAUACCGAAGAUGAUAAGAACGGUUUUCUUUCAUUUUCUCAACGUGGCAUUAUCGAAUGCUUUUGUGCUGUAUCAAAGAGACCAUCCAGACGACAAUAUAAGAUAUUUGCAAUUUCUAGCUAA
Messenger RNA from Didymodactylos carnosus, 225 nucleotides. The record is from the annotation of a GenBank genome assembly. NCBI's taxonomy places the organism in Eukaryota, Metazoa, Rotifera, Eurotatoria, Philodinida, Philodinidae.